AUGAUAUUACUUGCAAUACUUUGGUUCUUCCUAAACCUAAUACGUCAUCAACUUUUGACGAUACACUCGAUAAUAGAAAUCUUAUUAGCGAAAAUAUCGUUCUUGAUAAUUACAAUAAGAUGCAAUCAUUUGAUGUUAGAAAUGGUAAUGAUCUCAUUUUGAGCUAUAUUGACAAGGAUAACAUGGAAAUUCAACAAGAAGAUGAUGAGAUUUGUCUUAAAAGAGAUAAUGAAAUUAACAAAGAAUCAACAAACAAUGAAUUUAACAAUGAUAACAAUAAUGAACGUAAAGAAAUUGUGGAUAUUAAAACAAAAGUCAAACAAGAGUAUGGUAGAAUUACUUUAGCUCUCAAGGAUCAAUUAGCUUUGUAUAAUAAAUUCCGUGAAGUUAUUCCGGAAAAUGUUCGAAAACAAGUAGAAAAUACAGUAGGCGUUAUCAGUUUUACAUAUCAUCAACCUAAUCAAACGGACGGUGUACAUGUAACUUCUGAUGAUCCUAUGGGAGAAUCUAUUCCUCAAGAAAAUGAUUCGGAUUUUUUAUCAUCUACAGAAUCAAAUUCUUCUGAACAAAAUCAAGUAAAAGUGAAAAAAUCUACAAGAACGAUGAAUGGCUAUAAUUAUUAUAUUAAGAAACAGUUUAAAAAGUCAAAGAAUAAAUCGCGGAAGGCACGAGACGUAAUCAGUUCAUCCGCGAAAAAAUGGCUUGAACUUCCGGCAAUCAAAAGCAAAACUUGGACGGGAAAAAGUUUCCGUGAAGCAAAAUAGAUUAUACGGUCGAAAGAAUCAGCAACCAAGACAACCACGUAUUGAUACACCAGGAGAAAAUGAAAGUGAGGUUUUGGCUGUUGUCAUUCCAAUUGACUCUGAACUCCGCUAUAAAUUUCAAUAAUGACGCAGUCUCAAUGUUGAGUCAUAUAUGUGGGAUUUAAUUUACAUUGGAUGAAUAAAAAGAGUAUAUUUCACGAUAGAAUUCAAUAAGAAAUUUGCAUGAAAAAUUUAAGAGUGAAACAUACGUUCUUUUUGCUUCUAUU
Messenger RNA from Rhizophagus irregularis DAOM 181602=DAOM 197198, 1030 nucleotides. NCBI's taxonomy places the organism in Eukaryota, Fungi, Glomeromycota, Glomeromycetes, Glomerales, Glomeraceae. The record is from RefSeq and is a predicted model, not a curated record.